AUUAGUCUAGAUAACAACUCAGAUUUCACUGACGGAGAGUCAUCCAACCAUCCAUCCAUAUCUCCCUCCCUCCUCUUCCUUCUUUCUAUCUUCAAAUCAGUCAUCCAUGGUACCCUGUUCCAUAACAUCCCCUUCUUAUUCCUCCCUCCUACUUCCUUCUUCACCCCUCCUUUUCAUCCCUCACACCCCCUUCUCUCGCUAUCCACACCUCCCUUUUCGUCGCACUCUCCAUUCCUCUCCCAUCACUUCCAAUAAUGCCUCUCGCCAUUUCUUCCCUAAGACCCAAGCCCAAGCACAACCCAGAACACUCUUCCCCGGCGGUUACAAACGCCCCGAACUCAGAGUCCCCACUCUCAUUCUCCAACUCAACUCCGACCAGAUUCUUACACGUGGCGAAUCCGCACUAGACUUGAUCGAUAAAGCGGUUUCCAAAUCGGUUGGAAUUGUCAUUCUAACCAGUGAUGAUGAACAAAGUGGUGGUAAACUAUAUGAAGCUGCUUGUUUGUUGAAAUCACUUAUUCGUGAUCGCGCAUAUUUGUUAGUUGCCGAGCGUGUUGAUAUUGCUGCUGCUGCUGUCACUAGUGGUGUUUUACUCUCCGAUCAAGGUCUUCCUACUGUUGUUGCUAGGAAUACAAUGUUAGGUUCCAAUAGCGAAUUGGUGGUUCUUCCAUUGGUGGCUAGAUUUGUACAAACUGUAGAUGCUGCUGUAAAUGCAUCGAAAUCUGAAGGUGCUGAUUUUCUUAUAUAUGGCGGUGGUGGUGGUGAUCUGGAACUUUUAAAUCAGGAAAUUGGUAAUGUAGUUGACAAUGUCAAGAUACCGAUUUUUGCUUCUUUUAUGGGGAAAAACUUGUCAUAUGGUGAGGCUUCGAGUUUACUUGCUUCUGGUGCUAGUGGUUUUGUUACUAGUUUGGAAAGUUUUGGGUUGUUCGAUGAUGAUUUCCAGAGAACACUGGAUGAUCGUCGUGAUAAAAUUGAUGAUGAUAAAUUAGUCAAUGAGAGUAAUGGUUUACAGAGUAUAACAGAGGUUGUGGGUGGAUUUGUUAAACUGGAGGAUAGGGAGAAACGGUUAAUAGAAAUGGAGAGGUCGGUGUUGAAUGAAGCAAUUGAAGUUAUAAAGAAAGCUGCACCUCUGAUGGAGGAAGUUUCGCUUCUUGAUGAUGCAGUUUCUCAGAUUGAUGAGCCGUUCUUAUUGGUUAUAGUGGGGGAAUUCAACUCUGGCAAAUCUACUGUGAUUAAUGCGCUUCUUGGAGAAAGAUAUCUCAAAGACGGGGUUGUUCCAACAACGAAUGAGAUCACAUUUUUACGAUAUAAUGACCUAGAUAUUGAAAAACAACGCUGUGAAAGGUAUCCAGAUGGUCAAUAUAUUUGCUACCUUCCUGCUCCAAUUCUCAGAGAAAUGACAAUUGUUGAUACACCUGGAACUAAUGUAAUUCUUCAGAGACAACAACGUCUUACAGAGGAAUUUGUGCCUCGUGCAGACUUACUUCUUUUUGUUAUUUCAGCUGAUCGCCCUUUAACUGGAAGUGAGGUUGCUUUUCUUCGUUAUUCACAGCAAUGGAAGAAGAAAGUGGUCUUUGUUUUGAACAAAGCUGACAUAUAUCAGAAUAAUCAUGAGCUUGAGGAAGCAAUGUCCUUCAUUAAGGACAACGUGAAGAGAUUGUUGAAUACGGAAGAUGUGGUAUUAUAUCCUGUGUCUGCUCGAUCUGCUCUUGAAGCAAAACUUAUGGCUACCUCUAGUUUUGGGAAACUCAAUGAAGAAUUGUCAGUCUCUGGUUCUCAGUAUGGUCCCAAUAGCUUUUACGAGCUUGAGAAAUUUUUAUAUAGCUUUCUAGAUGGGUCGACGAUCGCAGGGAUGGAUAGAAUGAGGCUUAAACUUGAAACGCCUGUUGGAAUUGCAGACAGAUUGAUUUCUGCUUGUGAAACUCUUGUGACACAAGACUAUCGAUGUGCCAAGCAGGAUUUGGCUGCAAUAAACAAUGUUGUCAACAGUGUAAAUGAUUUUGCAUUGAAUAUGGAAAAUGAGAGCCUUUCUUGGAGGAAACAAACUCUAUCCAUGAUUGAAUCCACUAAAUCACGUGUUGUGGAGCUUGUAGAAGCUACAAUGCAAUUGUCAAAUCUUGAUAUUGUUGCAUCAUAUGUUUUCAAAGGAGAGAAAAAUGCGGCACCUGCCACCUCAAGAAUUCAGAAUGACAUAAUUGAUCCUUCUGUGUCAUCUGUUCAGAAAAUACUUGGAGAUUACGAGAAUUGGUUAAGCGCAAAAAAUACCCAACAAGGGAGACUAUACAAGGAAUCUUUUGAGAAACGAUGGUCCUCAUUGAUUCAUGAAAAUAGUCAGAAAAAUUCUGAGACUUAUGAGUUGCUAAAGAAAGGCGAUCAAGCUGGCUAUCAGGUGAUUGAAAAUUUCAGCAGCAGUGCAGUUUCAAAGUCAUUUGAGCAAGAAGUUCGUGAGACGAUUUUAGGGACUUUUGGUCAACUAGGAGUGGCUGGUUUUUCUGCUUCACUAUUGACAUCUGUACUGCAAACCACAUUGGAGGAUCUUCUUGCUCUUGGAAUUUGUUCUGUUGGCGGGUAUAUAGCUAUUUCGAAUUUCCCAUCUCGGAGGCGGCGUGUGAUAGAUAAGGUGAAAAGGAAAGCAGAUACCUUGGCGAAUGAACUUGAAGAAGCCAUGAAGAGGGAUUUGACGGAAGCUGUAGAAAAUUUGGAUACCUUUGUGAGAGUCAUUGGCAAACCUUACCAAGAUCAGGUGCAGAAUAGGCUAAACAAGCUAGUUGAGAUUCAAGAAGAAAUUUCAAAUAUUGAAAAGAAACUUAGAACACUACAAAUUGAUAUCCAAAAUCUUCAUGUGUCCUGAGUUCUUUGGGAUAUUUCAUUCUGUUAUUGAUGCAACGGAGUCCAUCCACUUUUAAUUUGCUAUGGUCUCUCUUUAAGCAAGAAGGCACUAUUUUUGAAUCAAUUGAUAAGAUAAUGUCCUUGAACCCUAUUGCAGGAAAUCAUUAAUCAUAUAACAGAUGAGAAUAGAUAGAUGUGUAACUUGAUAUAUGCAAUGGUAUCAAUAAGAAAAAAUGUCACAUCAUUAGAAAAA
Medicago truncatula (barrel medic) is the source of this 3082-nucleotide messenger RNA. RefSeq names its product probable transmembrane GTPase FZO-like, chloroplastic. The transcript is spliced from 10 exons. Gene Ontology annotation, cellular component: chloroplast membrane. NCBI's taxonomy places the organism in Eukaryota, Viridiplantae, Streptophyta, Magnoliopsida, Fabales, Fabaceae. Gene Ontology annotation, biological process: thylakoid membrane organization. The coding region runs from base 107 to 2851 and encodes 914 amino acids. Gene Ontology annotation, molecular function: GTP binding. The record is from RefSeq and is a predicted model, not a curated record.